AUGGCCACGGCCGCCACUGUCUCGCCUGUCGAGUCUCUAGGGGAGAGACUGGGCCAAAUGAAGGAGGAUGUUAAAUUGGCAAAGGAUUCAAGGACGGCCGAUUUGAUCUUUGGGUCUGUGGCAGGCUUCACUGGUAAAAUUGUGGAAUUCCCAUUUGAUACAGUCAAGGUUCGUUUGCAAACGCAACCACUACCGGAGCCUGGAACGGCACCACGCUUUCGAGGUGCCAUAGACUGCUUCAUAAAGACUGUCAGAUCAGAAGGUGUUUUGGGUUUGUACAAGGGCUUGUCGCCACCUCUGGUUGGAUCUAUGGUCGAGAACUCGGUUCUCUUCUUCUCAUACAAUCAUAUUCAAAACCUCAUACGCACUCAUACAUCAUCCAAUCCCAACGAAGCUCUGUCAGUCCAACAACUCGCAUUGGCCGGUUUCCUAUCCGGAGGGGUAGUGUCCUUCAUCCUCACUCCUAUAGAGCUCGUUAAAUGUAAACUACAAGUACAGGACGUCAACCGGCUAUAUAAUAAUAAUAAUAAUACCAAUAAUAGUAAUACUAGUAAUGUGACUACCAAGCCAUCUAUACCAUCACCAACAACAUCACAUCCAACACCAAAAGCACGUCCACCACGAAUACCAUUCUCGGGACACCCUUCCGAACCACCGCCGCCACCUGUCACUACUACCACAGCAACAACCAAAACUCCACUUGUUUAUAGAGGACCUAUACACGUAAUUUCGCAUACAAUCAAAACGCAUGGGGUUGCUGGACUCUACCAAGGCCAGUUUGGAACCUUUUUGAGAGAGGCUGGAGGUGGUGCUGCAUGGUUUGGUGUGUAUGAACUUGUUUGUCGAUGGAUUGUAGACAGGGAUGUCAAGCUGAAUGGGAAGGAGGACCUGAGUCCUAUUCAGUUGAUGGGAGCUGGUGCUCUCGCUGGCAUGUCAUACAACGCAGCCCUCUUCCCAGCAGACGUAAUCAAAUCCCGCCAGCAAACUGCAGAAGAACUGGGCCUGAGUUCAUCAUCCACCAAGAUUGGACGAGACGGCAAACCGAAACGACCAUCAUUCUUCCAGGUUGGACGAGACUUGUACCGCGGUGAAGGUAUCAGGGGAUUCUAUAGAGGGUGUACCAUUACUGUCGCGAGAUCUGCACCUACUUCUGCUGUCAUCUUCUUGACUUAUGAGAUGCUGUCUAGGAACUUUACCUUUUAA
Molecule: messenger RNA, 1203 nt
Organism: Synchytrium microbalum
Lineage: Eukaryota; Fungi; Chytridiomycota; Chytridiomycetes; Synchytriales; Synchytriaceae
Exons: 4
Coding region: 1-1203 (400 amino acids)
Biological process (GO): mitochondrial L-ornithine transmembrane transport
Molecular function (GO): L-ornithine transmembrane transporter activity
Source: RefSeq, a predicted model, not a curated record